AUGAUAGCAAUUGCAGGCACAAUUUUACGAACACCGUGGAGUUCUUUUCUAUUCUUUCCUACCUCACAAAUUAUUUUCUCUUUUUUUCGGAGAGGCCUUUCCCUCACAUUUUUUCACCUGUGUUUUAUCGACUCUCCCCCCACCUUUUUUAAAAAAAUACGUACGCCUUAUUUUCCUAUUAUUUAUACUUCUUUCUUUUUCUUCUUCCUCUUCUUCUUCCUCUUUUUCUUCUUUCUUCUUAUUCUUCUUUUUCUUCUUCUUCUACUUCCACUUCUUCCUCUUUUUUUCUUAUUCUUCUUUUUCUUCCUCUUCUUCGUCCUCUUUUCUUAUUUUUUCUUCAUCUUUUUUCUUUUUCUUCCUCUUCUUCUUCUCCUUUUUCUUCUUCAUCUUUAUCUCGUUCUCCAUCUCAUCCUUCUUCUUUUGUUCUUACUCCUAUUAAUCCUCCGUCUCUCUUCUUCUUUUUUUUACAUUUUCUUCUUCUUCUUCUUCUUCUUCUUCUUCUUCUUCUUCUUCUUCUUCUUCUGCUGCUGCUGCUGCUGCUGCUGCAGUGCACUUUCUUCCUUUUUCCUCCUUAACUUCCGUUUUCCCUCGUUUCCUGUUUUCAACUUUUCUUUCUUUUCCUCCUUCUCAGUAUUCCAUCUAUUUUCUCCUCCCCUCCACCCCUACCUCUUUAAAAAUGUUUCAUGUCUUCUCCCAUUUUCGCCGCUCCCUUCCUCAAUCCACUUCUUCUUUCGUUCCGCUUUAACCCUCCCCUUUUUCCUUCUCUUCUCCCUUAUCAGCUUUCCCUUUCUCCUCACGCUCUCUCUUUUGUGUUUCUCUUUCUCUUUCUCUUUCUCUCCCCCUUGUUUCUUUAAACCAUUACUUUACUCUUCAUCCCCCUUCCCCUUGGAAUUAUUUAAAAUUUAA
This is a messenger RNA of Acanthosepion pharaonis, 906 nucleotides long. Lineage: Eukaryota; Metazoa; Mollusca; Cephalopoda; Sepiida; Sepiidae. The record is from the annotation of a GenBank genome assembly.